Messenger RNA from Daldinia caldariorum, 1304 nucleotides. RefSeq lists its product as uncharacterized. The record is from RefSeq and is a predicted model, not a curated record. The transcript has 2 exons. Bases 121 to 1056 code for a protein of 311 amino acids. NCBI's taxonomy places the organism in Eukaryota, Fungi, Ascomycota, Sordariomycetes, Xylariales, Hypoxylaceae.
CCAUUCAGGAGUAACCAGCUGUUCAUUUCCCACGAUACCGGCAGGAUUACUCAACCCACUAAAAGCAGUAGAGCAAAAGACGGUCUUCCCUACCUGGUACGGGGUUGGCACAACGGACAAAUGGCACAAUCACAGCAUGUUGCGGCCAAGCAGCGGUCCAGGCGUCGGCACCAGACACGCAGUCCCUCCCCAUCUCGCCACCAUGAUUGGGACUCACGGCAUAAUUCCAAUCCCCAUUCGCUGCCUUACCGACCCGGAGGACCUGAAAUACACAGGUUUGCCGGUAGAAAUUUAAAAAUUUAUCCUCAGCCAAGUGCACCGCAGUCCGAAGACGACGACGAGGACGGCGAUUUAAGCGACCCAACCCCUCACCCACCAAUGCCUCCUCCACAACCAAACAAGAAGCUGAAUCGUCCCCGAUCAGCCACCGUUGGAUCUCGGAACGGGAAAGGUCGGGCGGUAUAUCUCGAAAUUGAAGAUGGCGAUGACGACGAUGAGCAGGCGAAGAUGAUUUCGAGACUCAGGUCUAGAUCUAGACCCAGGACGCAAUCGAGGACCAGGGCUAGGAGCAUGACCAGGAGCGUGACCAGUAGUAGCGGAGAUGAUGAGACCUACGAACUAUCGACGCCGCCGAGAUCCACCCCCUUGUAUCGAUCCAGGCCUACCUCGAGGCUCCCAUCACCGUCUUCCUCGAGAAGUUCGAGUGUUGACACUGAGUCAUCGGAUUCCACCGAUGAUGAGAGGCUUGAGCGCCGAGCCCGCAAAAGACCAGUUCAGGUCCCAUUAACCCCGCCUGCGCCCCCGGUCGACCGGGUACCCCGACGACGACAGCGAUCAAGCCAUCGAGAAAGGCCCGCCCCCGUACCCGCGCCCGCGCCCGCCUACGAAGAAGAUAGCGAUGAUGAACCCGUAUACGAGACUGCUCUCCGUCGUUUACGGGACAGGUCUAAAUCCGUGCCGCGGUCGGGGCACGUAGAGUCGCGAAGCACGUCCCGGAUUCGCGCUCGUCAUCGAGAUUUUUACGAUGAACCAGAAGCUAGUUCAUCGAGACGGUAAGCGUUGAAAAAAUAUUUAAUCAUGUGUUUUAAUUUUAUGUCAAAGUUGCAUAACACUAAACUGAGCUAACCAUCUUGUUAGACCUCAUCGAAGGAGGUAUUAUGAAUCGGAUGUGGGAUAUCCUACGAAGCCUUCGCUUCCACGGGCGCAUACGGCUCCCAGCUCACAUGUGGCAUCUCAGAGGUGGAGUGUAUCGUGUGCCUUGACGACCUACCGUCUUCGAAGACGGCCAAGUUGAAGUGUGGUCA